Messenger RNA from Oncorhynchus nerka (sockeye salmon), 3235 nucleotides. It is a transcript of the gene adamts3, whose product is annotated as ADAM metallopeptidase with thrombospondin type 1 motif, 3. The record is from RefSeq and is a predicted model, not a curated record. NCBI's taxonomy places the organism in Eukaryota, Metazoa, Chordata, Actinopteri, Salmoniformes, Salmonidae. The transcript has 20 exons. Bases 2 to 3151 code for a protein of 1049 amino acids. Gene Ontology annotation, molecular function: metalloendopeptidase activity. Gene Ontology annotation, cellular component: extracellular matrix. Gene Ontology annotation, biological process: extracellular matrix organization; proteolysis.
UAUGAUCCGGACAGACUCAGAUGAGUACUUCAUUGAGCCAUUGGAGAGAGGGACUCAGGAACAUGAGGACCAGGGCAGAGUCCAUGUUGUCUACAGGAGAUCUGCUGUUCUACAGGCCCCCUCUGACAUCUCACUGGACUACCAACUGGAAGAACCAGAAAUAGAGCUGUCCCUACCAGGUGUUCCGGGGAUUCCAGACCAGGUGUCCCUGCCAGGUGUUCCGGGGGUUCUAGACCAGGUGUCCCAGCAGGUGAACCAGGCGGUGAGGAAGCGCCGCCACGCCGGAGAUGACGACUACAACAUUGAAGUUCUCCUGGGUGUCGACUAUUCCGUGGUGCGUUUCCAUGGCAAGGAGCAUGUGCAGAACUACCUGCUGACCCUCAUGAACAUUGUGAAUGAGAUCUACCACGAUGAGUCUCUAGGAGUCCACAUUAAUGUGGUGUUGGUGAGGAUGAUCAUGCUGGGCUAUGCUAAGUCCAUCAGCCUGAUAGAACGAGGGAACCCGUCCAGGAGUCUGGAGAACGUGUGUCGCUGGGCGUUCGUUCAACAGAAGGCAGACCAUGACCAUUCUGAGCACCAUGAUCACGCCAUCUUCCUGACCAGACAGGGCUUUGGACCCACAGGCAUGCAGGGCUACGCCCCCGUAACAGGCAUGUGCCAUACAGUCCGGAGCUGCACGCUGAACCAUGAGGAUGGAUUCUCCUCUGCCUUCGUUGUCGCCCACGAGACCGGACAUGUGCUGGGUAUGGAGCAUGAUGGUCAGGGUAAUCGUUGUGGGGACGAGACAGCCAUGGGGAGUGUGAUGGCUCCACUGGUUCAAGCUGCCUUCCACCGAUACCACUGGUCCAUGUGUAGUGGACAGGAGCUCAAGAGAUAUAUACAUUCGUACGACUGUCUCCUGGACGACCCGUUCAAACACGACUGGCCCCAGCUGCCGGAGCUGCCAGGGAUCAACUACUCCAUGGAUGAACAGUGUCGCUUCGACUUCGGAGUCGGAUACAAAAUCUGCACAUCAUUUCGCACAUUUGACCCAUGUAAGCAGCUGUGGUGCAGUCACCCUGACAACCCAUACUUCUGCAAGACCAAAAAAGGCCCUCCUCUGGAUGGUACUGAGUGCGCUCCUGGGAAGUGGUGCUAUAAAGGUCACUGCAUGUGGAAGAAUGUCAACCAGGUGACGCAGGAUGGCUCCUGGGGCUCUUGGACGAAAUAUGGUUCCUGUUCCCGCUCCUGUGGGACCGGGGUUCGCUUCAGAACUCGCCAGUGCAACAACCCAGUCCCCUCUAACGGCGGUGGGGACUGUCCCGGGGUGAAUUAUGAGUACCAGCUGUGUAACACCGAGGACUGCCCCAAACACUUUGAGGACUUCAGGGCCCAGCAGUGCCAGCUACGCAACUCCCACUUUGAGUUCCAGAACACCAAACACCACUGGCUGCCCUAUGAGCACCCUGACUCCAAUAAGAGGUGCCACCUGUACUGCCAGUCGAAGGAGACUGCUGACGUGGCGUACAUGAAGCAGCUGGUGCAUGAUGGGACACGCUGCUCCUACAAAGACCCCUACAGCAUCUGUGUCAGAGGAGAGUGUGUGAAAGUUGGCUGCGACAAAGAGAUUGGUUCCAACAAGGUGGAGGAUAAGUGUGGAGUGUGUGGUGGGGACAAUUCUCACUGUCGUACCAUCAAGGGAACCUUCACCCGCACCCCCAAGAAAGCUGGGAAGACGAGAGGAGCAUUUACCUUGCCUAUAGGAGCUCGGAAUGUUUAUCUGAAUGAAACAGAAGAUUUUAGAAAUGUACUUGGUUUCCUUAAGAUGUUUCUGAUUCCUCCCGGGGCUAGACAUGUGAUCAUUCAGGAGCAUGAGGCUUCUCCUCAGAUGCUUGCGAUCAAGAACCAGGUGACAGGCCGCUACAUCCUGAAUGGCCGAGGAGAGGAGGCUCGCUCCCGGAGCUUCAUAGACCUGGGAGUGGAGUGGGAUUACAUUAUAGAAGACGACGAAGAGACACUAUACACUGAUGGACCCCUACACGACGCUGUGGUCGUACUGAUAAUCCCUCAGGACAACGAGACCAGGUCGACCCUGAUGUAUAAAUACAUCAUCCAUGAAGACUCUGUCCCCGUCAACAACAACAACGUCAUUCAGGAGGACAUCUACGAAUGGGCCCUGAAGAGCUGGUCACAGUGUUCUAGACCCUGUUCUGGAGGGUUCCAGUACACUAAGUAUGGCUGCAGGAAAAAGGGUGACAGCAAGAUGGUCCACCGGGGAUACUGUGAUGUCAGCAAGAAGCCAAAACCCAUCAGGAGAAUGUGUAACCUACAGGACUGUACACAGCCACAAUGGAUCUCAGAGGACUGGGAGCACUGCACUAAGACUUGUGGCAGUUUGGGUUUCCAUAUCCGGACGGUUCGCUGUGUCCAGUUCCUCAAUGAGGGGACCAACCGCUCAGUCCACAGCAAGUACUGCAGUGGGGAGAAACCAGAGAGCAGACGGCCCUGUAACAGACUGCCCUGUCCUGCACACUGGAGGCCUGGGGCCUGGUCAGAGUGCUCAGUGACAUGUGGUGAGGGGGUGGAGAGGCGCUUAGUGACGUGUCGUAUUGGAGAUCAGUGUAAUGGAGAGAGACCUGAGGCCCACAGACCCUGCAAACCAGGACCCUGUCACGAUGAGCCGUGUAAUGGGGAUAAGUCUAUAUUCUGUCAGAUGGAGGUCCUGGUGAGAUACUGCUCUAUCCCGGGAUACAAUAAACUGUGUUGUGACUCGUGUAGCAGACGCAGAGGAACCCUGUCCCCCCUCCUAGUAGAAGCCGCCGAGAUGGACCAGGAAGUACGCUUUGCCGCCGCCUCCCAGCUCCUGGAGACUCAGUCACUCAAUGGGACGCGUGAUUUGUCUCUUCGCUCCCUACUGACCCCCUGUGGAUCCUCAACGCUAUGCCCCAGCAUCAGACACGCCCACAAGGUCCCACCCAGGAAAAGCUCCUUCCAUCGCAGGGUUCCAUCCCCCAGUAGCCUCACUGUCAGGAACCUAUCCAUCAUGAUGUCAUCACUUACUGCCGGUGGUGCGGUUCAGUCAGAUGCCACGGAGGGUCAAAGCUCGGACACGUUGAGGAAGAGCCGGUUGCUCAGGGAGACAAAGGUGGCUCUAACAGAGGCGGAGAGAUGAAGUGGGAUCGUUCCUCCUCUGGACUCCAUGCAGAUAUCACUCCACCCUGCCUUUCUCACCUCACUACAUCACCGGAGGGGCGAG